UCGUCUCCGCGACCUUCAAAUGUCUUAUAAGCAAUACGGGCUUAAACAGCAAUUAAGUUUUUAUAACAAACAAAUCAAAACAAAAAAAUGUGAAGGGAACGGCCCUAGAACAAGAGACAAAGCAAAUAUGCUACCACAAAUUAACAGCUAUGGCAGAGAGUGCACGCGUCUAAGUACAUUAACAAUUAAAAAAAACGUUGAAAACAUUUUUUUUAAUUCCGUUCGAAAACUAACAAACACUUUAAUAAAUUAAAAAAGUCUGUUUGAAAACUAAUAAAUAUUGUGAUUUAAAUAGAGUUGAUAAGUGGUUAUUACCAUUGUGAAUUUUAUGAAAAGUGAUGUUUGAUACGUUCAAAGCGCAAUUUAGAUUAAAAUGGCGUCAAUAUUUAGCAGCAUCGUUAGCAAGCUACGGCAGCCUAUGCACGGGGAUGUCCAUGGGCUGGACGUCCCCCGUGAUGCCUCUCCUGAGCGGUCCCGACAGCCCCCUGGUAGAAGCGCCUACUCACCAGGAAGAGUCUUGGAUCGGAUCACUUCUAGUGCUAGGCGGCCUCUUCGGUCCCCUCAUCACGGUCCCCCUGUCCAAGCACGUCGGUCGCCGGUGGAUCAUCAUCUCCACUAAUCUACCGCUCCUCCUGGGUUGGCUGUUAGCUGGUGUGGCCACCACGUUACCAACGUUAUACGUCGCUCGGCUGCUGUGGGGAUGCGCUACAGGGAUGAUGUUUGCCACUAUACCACUCUAUAUUGGGGAGAUUUCUGAGGACGCAAACCGCGGCGCCCUCAGCGCGCUUUUCCUCCUCUUCAUCAACGUCGGCUUCCUCUUAGCGUACGCCAUCGGUCCCUUCGCAUCCUACUGGGGCCUCACCGCUGCUGGAGGGAUCCUGUCAUUAUUCUACGUGCCUUUCACUUGGUUCAUUCCUGAGACGCCCUUCUAUCUGGUCUGGAAAGGCCACACAGAAGAAGCCUCAAAGGUGCUCCAAAGCUUACGAGGAACAUCAAAAGAAGCAGUACAAGCAGAGUUGGAUGGACUUCAGGCCAUGGUGGCUCGGGAGUUCAAGGAAGAACCCAGGAUCAAGGACUUAUGGGCUACCAGAGGCAACGUUAAGGCGUUAGGUAUCUGCGUGUUCCUAGCCAUGCUGCUGCAGCUAUCCGGGAUCGACGUGUUGCUGUUCUACAUGGAGGAGCUGCUGAAGAAAGUCGGGACCAAGAUGUCGGCCGCCAACGGGACCAUUCUCAUGGGCUGUGUCCAGGUCAUAACAAGCUGCGUCACUCCACUGGUGGUAGACAGGCUCGGAAGGAAGUUCCUGAUGUGGACCACUUCGCUCGGACUUACCAUUUUCUUAUUCCUGAUCGGAGUGUACGCAGUGCUGGACUUGCACUUCAAGGUGGACGUCAGUUCGUUCGCCGCGGCGCCGCUCGUCUGCCUCGUGUUCUACAUGAUUCUAUUCACACUGGGUGUGGGUCCAGUGCCAUGGAUCCUAGUAGCUGAGAUGUUCCCAGUGCGGACCAAGUGUCUCGCUAGCGGCAUCGCAUCCUUCAUGUGCUGGCUCGCCGGAUUCGUUUGGACCAGGUUUUUCCGCGAAGUAGAAGCAUCAUACGGCAUCUACACGGCGUUCUGGAUCCUGGCCGUGUGCUGCGGCUUCGGGUUCAUAUUCUCUGCGGCCUUCCUGCCCGAGACCAAGGGCAAGACGUUCGAUGAGAUACAGGCGAUGCUUAACAAAUCUAACAAGGAAGAGGAGCCCAAACCUGUUAAUGUCUAGAAAUAAAUAUAAUUAUGAGGAUUAUUUUCAUCAAUAAAUGCUAUCGAAUUCUGGCCGCCAUUUAUGACCCAUUUGUUAUAUAAGAGAUAGAGAUAGAGAUCUUUAUUUUAUAUCCAAUGUACAUAUUUAUAUCCAAAACAAGCUAGCAAUUAUACAUUUUUGUCAGGGAAGGUUACUAUGACAAACUUAAAUAUGUUUUUGGCGAUGCAUGUACGACAACUCAGAACUAGUUAAAAGUUCUUGGCGUUCAAACGGUUGAUUAAGAAUGCCAAUAUGUAAAGUUAGUCACUAAGUUAGGAAAAUCAUACAUAAACGCACUAGUGUUUCAUAGCGUAAACACAGAAUAAAUAAUAGUACUAGGUACAGAAGACUCACUCUCUAACAAAACGCGUCUGUUACGAUCAGCACAGAUAUGGCCGCUAGGUGGCGACAGCGCCACGCGCGGCUUAUGCCAAACCCCAAAAUUGGGGCCGAACGGAUGUACUUUUAGCUAUCUGUAGCAAAGCGACGAAAUUGCGGAGUGAGCCACGCCUGGCGUAAACCCAAUGGUUAACAAUAUUUUUAUGAAUAGCAACUAUUGGGCGAGUAUCGACCCAGUGGAAGAUUAAUGUUAUAUAGGAUUAUGUA
This is a messenger RNA of Cydia splendana, 2384 nucleotides long. Its product is annotated as facilitated trehalose transporter Tret1-like. Gene Ontology annotation, biological process: transmembrane transport. Lineage: Eukaryota; Metazoa; Arthropoda; Insecta; Lepidoptera; Tortricidae. Gene Ontology annotation, molecular function: transmembrane transporter activity. The transcript has 11 exons. Gene Ontology annotation, cellular component: membrane. Bases 339 to 1757 code for a protein of 472 amino acids. The record is from RefSeq and is a predicted model, not a curated record.